UGCAACCCGAACCAGAGGCCGCGAUGGUUGGGCCUCGGGCAUUGGCUUUGUCUCGGUUCCCCCUCUCUUUCGGCGGGAACUAUUAGGGUUUUUCGGGGUGAAAUCUUGCGGAAAUCGAAUCUCUGGGGUCUCGAUUCGAGAUGGGUUCAUCUCCAUUGCCGGAAUGGGCAUCGGAGCCUUGCAUCAUGGGCAUCGACGAAGCUGGGAGAGGCCCUGUUCUUGGUCCUAUGGUGUAUGGAUGCUUGUACUGCGCUCGAUCUUUCCAGAAGACCCUGGCUUCCCUUAACUUCGCAGAUUCAAAGACUCUAAAAGAGGAAAAGAGGGAGGAAUUGUUUGAAAAAUUAAAAGCUGAUAGUUCUUUAGGAUGGGAAGUUGAUGUCAUAGAUCCAAGGGAAUUGUCAGCCAAAAUGCUACAGAGGGUAAAAAUCAAUCUUAAUGAAAUUUCUCAUAAUUCAGCUAUUGGUCUUGUCAGUAGGGUUUUGAACAUGGGUGUUCUAUUAACCGAGGUCUACGUGGAUACUGUUGGAGAUGCAGAAAAAUAUAGAAUCAAAUUGUCUGAAAGAUUUCCAGGUGUCAAUUUCGUGGUUGCCAAAAAAGCUGAUAGCCUCUAUCCAGUUGUUAGUGGAGCAAGCAUUGUUGCUAAGGUGACCAGAGAUAGGGCCUUGCGUGACUGGAUACUUGAUGAAUCUGCUGACAAUAUGCAUAGGAACUUUGGAUCCGGAUAUCCAGGGGAUCCUGGGACCAAAGCAUGGUUGGAUCAUCAUAUGCACCCGGUGUUUGGGUUUCCAACAUUGGUUCGCUUCAGUUGGGGGACAUGCACCCCUUACUUUAAGGAUAUAGUUGAAGUCAUCUGGGAGUCUGAUAAGCUGGAGGAGGAUGGCUCCAAUAGUAAUGGUGGUAAGCGGCAGUUGAAGUUGUCUAAUGUUGGUUUCACUAGAAAUAAAAAGAAAAGUGAGGAUAUUGAAUCUAGUGGUAAGGGUCGCUGUAAGUUCUUCCAGGCUCGUAAACUUGAGUUGGUUGCUAAUUUCUAGCGAUGCUGUUGACCCUGCCUUGUGGCUCAUUAACAUCUGGGCUUUAAUUGGGCUUAGGCUUUCGAAUGUAAUUGUAAUCCAAGAUUCCAUGUCAUGUUUGGCAGAUAUUAUAUGAACAAGUUUUCAAUUCUUGUUUGAGGUUGGAAUUUUCUUG
Molecule: messenger RNA, 1185 nt
Organism: Phoenix dactylifera (date palm)
Lineage: Eukaryota; Viridiplantae; Streptophyta; Magnoliopsida; Arecales; Arecaceae
Product: Polynucleotidyl transferase, ribonuclease H-like superfamily protein
Biological process (GO): mismatch repair; DNA replication, removal of RNA primer
Cellular component (GO): ribonuclease H2 complex
Molecular function (GO): RNA binding; RNA-DNA hybrid ribonuclease activity
Source: RefSeq, a predicted model, not a curated record